This is a messenger RNA of Tachysurus vachellii, 2855 nucleotides long. It is a transcript of the gene slc29a1b, whose product is annotated as solute carrier family 29 member 1b. Gene Ontology annotation, biological process: uridine transmembrane transport; nucleoside transmembrane transport. Bases 275 to 1573 code for a protein of 432 amino acids. Gene Ontology annotation, molecular function: nucleoside transmembrane transporter activity. The record is from RefSeq and is a predicted model, not a curated record. Gene Ontology annotation, cellular component: plasma membrane. Lineage: Eukaryota; Metazoa; Chordata; Actinopteri; Siluriformes; Bagridae. The transcript is spliced from 15 exons.
GAGGGAGAGAGAGAGAGAGAGAGAGAGAGAGAGAGGGAGGGAGGAAGAGAGCGACUGAGGAAGUGCGAAACAAAAAGAGAGAAACGGAGUGUAUGCUGAAGUGAAAGUGAAGCACUUCAUUGUCUGUUGAGUGUUUUAUAUGCUGCAUUGAGAAUAACAGAACAACAGAAGAGACCAACAGAAAUCAGUUAGACUUCUGAAUUAAAUCAACAGAACAGUUUCCAGAGAUUUCCAGUAUUUCUUUAGACUGGCUUUGAGAAGAACCCAAAAGCAAAUGGACGUAAACGAUCCCAAGGACAAAUUCAAAGCUGUGUGGUUGAUUCUCUUUAUGCUUGGAUUAGGGACUUUACUGCCAUGGAAUUUCUUCAUGACUGCCACUAUGUACUUCAACCACCGUCUAGCCGACCCCACGACAGCCAACGUGACCGAAGGAGAGAGUCGAAAUGCUCUGCAAGCCAGAUUCAACAACACAAUGACGUUGUGUGCCAUGAUCCCUCUGUUGAUCUUCACCUGCCUCACCUCCAUCAUACACCAAAGAAUUCCUCAGAAGAUAAGGAUUCUGGGUAGCCUGGUGGCCAUCUUGGUGGUGUUUUGUGUGACUGCCAUCUUGGUUAAAUUGGCUAUUAAUCCAGUGGCUUUCUUUGUGAUUACCAUGAUAAAAAUAGUUAUUAUUAAUGCGUUUGGAGCUGUUCUCCAGGGCAGUCUUUUUGGCAUGGCUGGUGUGUUGCCUGAUGGCUACACAACACCCAUUAUGAGCGGUCAGGGUCUGGCUGGAACCUUUGCUGCACUUGCUAUGAUCUGCGCCAUUGCAAGUGGAUCUGAUUUAAUGGACUGCGCUUUUGGCUACUUCAUCACAGCCUGUGUUGUUAUCAGCCUUGCCAUUGUGUCCUACAUAAUCCUUCCAAAUCUGGAUUUUUACCGACAUUACCAGGAGAAAAAACAGAAGAAUCCAGCAUUACAAGAGGAGAAAACAAUUCAUCUGAUAAAAAAUGAAGACAGCGGUGGAGGGAUGAGCACGGGUGAGGAGGUUCAGAGAAAUCCAUCAAUUCUGAGCAUUUUUAAGAAGAUCUGGGUGAUGGCUCUGUCUGUGUGCUUUGCCUUCACUGUCACCAUCUGUGCUUUUCCCGCCGUGGCCAUAGAUGUCAAAUCCACCAUUGCUAAUGGAGGGCUUUGGGAGAAAUAUUUCAUUCCUGUGUCUGGUUUCCUGCUCUUUAACCUUUGUGACUGGUUGGGACGGAGCCUGACUGCUGUGUGUUCAUGGCCAGGGAAGGACAGCAAACUGUUGCCAGCGCUUCUGUUAGCGCGUCUGAUGUUUGUGCCUCUCUUCAUGCUGUGUAACGUCCAGCCUCGCUCCGCCAUGCCCGUCUACUUUUCCCAUGACGCCUGGUUCACCGUCUUCAUCAUGCUCUUCGCGCUCUCCAGUGGCUACUUAGCCAGCCUUUGCAUGUGCUUUUACUCCACGUUAGUGGACACACACGAGGCAGAGACAGCCGGCGCCAUCAUGACCUUCUUCAUGACUCUCGGUCUCGCCUUGGGCGCAUCCUUCUCCUUCCUGUUCCGUGGGGUCAUUUGAGGUCAAUGUUCCAUCUCACCGGAUGUUUAAAAGACCUCGAGUCAUUUAGUGAAGAAUUUUUCUUUUUGUUUAAUAGAACUUUCAGAUGGGGUUUCCUCCGGGUACUCCGGUUUCCUCCCCUGGUCCAAAGACAUGCAUGAUAGGUUGAUUGGCAUCUCUGGAAAAUUGUCCGUAUUGUGUGAGUGAAUGAGAGUGUGUGUGUGCGCCCUGCGAUGGGUUGGCACUCCGUCCAGGGUGUAUCCUGCUUUGAUGCCCGAUGACGCCUGAGAUAGGCACAGGCUCCCCGUGACCCGAGGUAGUUCAGAUAAGCGGUAGAAGAUGAGUGAGAGAGAACUUUCAGAUCAGUUUAAAGCCGAUCCAGGAUGAAGCACGUGAACCCGAACGUCUUGAACCCCUGUGACGCCGUCCCACAUGAUGGGAUGAAUGUUUGUAAAAUAAUAGUAUUACAAUAGUAUUAGUAUUAGUAUUAUAGUAUUACAUUCUUUUUACUAAACACUACCUCUUUUUUUUUAAACAAUGAUAUACUGUAUAUUAACAUAUUAACAGUUUAUAUCAUACAUAAUUUGCUAAAUGUAAACAUUUACAUAAUAUAGCCUGAACGUAUUGUUAUUUAUUAACUUACUACAAUUGAAUGAUAACAGCUUGAAAUAUUUAACUGAAUUUUAGGACGUGUUCAUAUUCGAUGCAUCCUUUUUUUUUUUUUUGGAGACACAGCACAGACUCUGCCCUGCGAUGGGUUGGCACUCCGUCCAGGGUGUAUCCUGCCUUGAUGCCCAAUGACGCCUGAGAUAGGCACAGGCUCCACGUGACCCGAGGUAGUUCGGAUAAGCGGUAGAAAAUGAGUGAGUGAGUGAGAGAGCACAGACUCUGAUCGGUUUUAGAUCAAAUCGGUCGUACAGUAUUGUAGUCAAAACAAACGCAGGCUUCAAUACAAGACAUCCGACCUGGAGUAUAUUAAACUGGCUUCAGUUUAAAUAGGGAGGAAUCUUGAAUAUAAUGGAUUCAAGAUAUUGAACAUUUUCUUUCUUUAGCAGAUCAGGUGGUCACGGGUUCGAGCCUCAGGACCGCCGAGAUGCAGCAUGACGGAACAAAAACAUUGUUUUAUUUUUUUUUCCUCCAUUUGUUCAUAAAUUCAUCUUCGGACCAUUAUUCUUUAGUUAGCACAUCUGACUUCGAGGAUGACACUGACGCCCCUCCCCCUCCCCCUCCCCCUCCCCGCUCCAUUUGUGUUGCUAUAAAAAGCAGGACUUUUUUUUUUCCCUAAAUAAAACAUUUUAACAUC